AUGGAACAUAAUAGUAAAGAAGAAAAAGCAUCUACUACUAGUUUUUAUUAUUAUACAGUAGAUGCUAUUCCACUUUAUCAAUCCUCAAAAAGACCCUUUCAUUUAGAAAACCGAUUAAAAAAGCGACGUAGCUUAUCAUUCAUGUCUUCUAAUGACCAAAAGAACUCCUCGAGUUCUCAUGAAAAGAGUAAUAAGAGAGAGGCUAUCUUGGAAGAAAGAAGAAAGAAAUUAAACGAGCAUUCGCUUAAAGUUCAAAAAAUCGCCAAGGAACAAGAAGAUCGUAUCCAGAGGAAAAAUUUUCUUUUAUCAAAAUCAAUGGAAUUGGCUGAAUUAAAUAGAAAUCUUUAUAUCGAACAAAGAAAGGCUCAAUCCAAGAAAUCAGUGGAAAGGGCAAAAAGAAUUGCACUUCAAAAUCAACAUCGAUCUUUGCAAGAGCAAGAGCGACGAAGAGCUGAGCUUGAAAAAAGACUAGAAAGAACUGAAGAAAGGCGAUUGGCUUAUUUGAAUAAAUAUCAAAAAUCAAAAAAUAAAAUGAUGACUACUUCUUCUUGUUUAAUUCAAACAACAACAUCAUCUACCAUUACAGACACUACUAUGCUAACAUCAUCCACUAAAAAGGCAGAUAUUUCAACAGCAACAGCAACAACAACAUCAUCGUCGUCAUCAUCAUUAUCUCCAUCAAUAACAGCACUACCACCACCUAAAAAGAAGCCUUCUUCAUGGUCUAUUAUCUUGAAGGCUUUUAGGGAAUUAGGUUUACCAUCCCCUUCUGACACAAAUACUUGGUUGGAAUUUAAUACCUUGAGCCAACUUCUUCAUGAAGCAAAAGUCAUUGUUGUAACAACAAAAGUACUUAAUACAGCAUUAAAGAUAAAAGAUGAAGAGAGUAAACAUCGUGCUCGUAUUCUUUUAACUUCUUAUAUGAUGCUUAUAUGUCCAAAGGAAGUAUUACAAAAUGUUCAUGGUAUUGAAGAGAAACUACAUUUAGAGAGAUUACAUUCAGCAGCUAAAGAUAUGCUUCACCUAUUUGAAAUAUGGCUUAGUACUCAUGGUCAUCCUGGUGCGACAAAGGCAAGAGUUAGAUUUGUGGAUGCUUGGAAUAAUUAUAAUAUCUUGUUUGAAACUUGGAAAUCAAAAGAUUGUGAACAAUUGACGAGCCAUAUGAUUCAAUACUAUCUUGAACUUUCAACCCUUCGUCAAACAGUAAUUGCACAGAACGAUGGAGAACAAGUAGGUGAUCAAUUGCAUCAACAACUUGAUGAAAUCAAACAUAAAUUAGAGAAAAUAGGAGGAACACAUGCUCUUGAACGUCUACAAAGAGCAAUGGAAGCGUCUUCUUCUUUUAAAUCAAUGAAUCAACAACAACAAGAAAGUAGUAAUAGUAGUAGCAGGAGCACACCUCGAUCACCUACUACAUUUGAUGGAAUGGAAUAUCAUUGUGAAUUACAAGAGGAUACAAAUCCUGAUGAACAGCUUGCUGAACUCCUGGGCAACCAUUUGCAAUAUGAUUUUUUUACAAAUGAACAGUUAGCGCAUGAACUGAUUGUGGAUCCAGAAUUCAAAUUUAAACGAUAUGAGCCUACAAGUGAUCUAGAAAGACGAGUCAAGAUGAUGGCUGAGAGGGCAUUCUUUGAUAAACUUGUAGAGGAAAUAGAACAAGGAAAAUCAGACAAGUCGAUUAUUUCAUUUAUAAAGGAAAUCAAAAUGCGUCUAUUAUCACUUGUUCGUUCUGACACGACUCUUUAUCAUAAAAUCAAUGAUACCUUGGAUAUGAUUGAACAGCAAACGAAACAAACUACAUUUGAUUUACAAGCCAUGAUAGAUUCUAUCUUACAUGUUAUGUCAAAGUUAUGUGCACCUGUUCGAGAUGAAGAAAUUAAAAGUGUACAAAACGAUUCAAAUGGUAACAUGAUUGAACAGUUUAAACGCAUCUUUGAUAUCUUGGAAGACAUGACCUUAGAUCUUGCCAACUUUAGAUUGAGAUCCUUACGUCCUCAUCUAAUGUCAAUCGCAGUUGAAUAUGAACGUGAUAAAUUUGCAAAGAUGUUGAUGGAUGGAACUAUUCAAUUAGUUCGUACCAAGUCUUGGUUAACUCAAUCUACGCAUAAAUUAUGUCAAGUAGCCGCUGAACGUGAUGGUGGAGGUGAUGGCAUAGAACAACCUACAAGCAACUAUCGUCCCUCCUUUGAUGCUAUAUUUGAAGAAGCAUUUAUUUCUCUAAUUCAUCAGCCAGAAAAAAAUUUAGUAUCUGCAGAAGAUCUACCAGAGACCUUGAGAUUAGAUAUUAAACGAAUGGCUUAUUUUCAAAAUCAACUCAAGACUAUCUCUAUCGUUGCUGCCUUAUUAAUGUUAGCAAGGAAUUUUGGUUCUACUUAUCCUCCUUCUCCUCAUCAGACAGGAUCCUUGGGAGCAUUAUCCAAGCGAUUGUUCAUCAUGUUGGAAGAUGACGCAACGACGAUGGAUAAUUUGGUAGCAGAGAUUGAAGGAAGAGUGAAGGUAAAAGGUGAACAAAGAGAGAUGAUACGGACGAUGGUAGAGAAGACGAUAAGUCAUCAUGAUACAGUCUAUUCUUUACUUUCACGACGAGUUGCUUCUGUCAUCAAGAGUACCAUUCAAAACAAUAAAUUCGUUACAGAUGCAGUCCUCUCAAGUAAUGGUUUAGAAUAUGUGAGAGAUCAACUUGAAAUGACUUCAAUUCAAAUACAAAGAUUAGUGUAUCAUCAUAAAAAGGUGUAUUCUCCUUGGUAUCAUUCCAUAAUGAAGGAAGCACUUUAUGGGAACAUCUAG
Messenger RNA from Cokeromyces recurvatus, 2787 nucleotides. RefSeq names its product T-complex protein 11-domain-containing protein. The transcript is spliced from 5 exons. NCBI's taxonomy places the organism in Eukaryota, Fungi, Mucoromycota, Mucoromycetes, Mucorales, Mucoraceae. The record is from RefSeq and is a predicted model, not a curated record. Bases 1 to 2787 code for a protein of 928 amino acids.